GCACAGUGCCCGCAGUCAACCCCCCGCCCCCGCCUGCAUUCUUCACCACCACCACCACCACCACCACCACUUCCACUCCGAAACCAAAACCAAAACCAAAACCAAAACCAGAGCCGCUCCUCCACUUUCCCUCCAUAACCGCCGCCACCAUGGCCUCGUCGAUCGCGAUCUCGCCGUCCCCGUCCCCGUCCCCGUCCCUGGCCGCCGCGGCCGCCCCCGUCCCCGCCCCCGCCCCCAGGACCGUCACCCUCCUGCAGCAGUCCCCCUCGCCGUCGAGGUCCGCCGUGAGCUUCAGCCCCCCGCUGAUCGCGAUGGUCGCGGUGGUCGCCGCCGCCUUCCUCGUCGUCUCCUACUCCCGCCUCAUCUCCCGCCACCUCCUCCGCCUCCACCGCCGCCUCUCCUCACGCCGGCGGCGGCGGCGGCGGCGGCGGCUCUACCUCCCGUCGUCCGCCUCCUCCUUCGACCUCAGCUCCCCCCCGCCCUUCUUCGACUCGCCCGACGGCGACGGCGGCGGCGGCGGGGCCUUCCACGUGUACUCGCCGUACGGCCUCGACGACGCGGUCAUCAAGACGAUCCCGCUCUCCCUGUUCACCGCCAAGGGCCACGACCACCGGGCCCGGGACUGCGCGGUUUGCUUGCUGGAGUUCGAGGAGGGCGACUACGUGCGGACCCUGCCGGCGUGCGCCCACGCGUUCCACGUGGACUGCAUCGACAUGUGGCUCCGAUCGCACGCCAACUGCCCCCUCUGCCGCGCCGGGAUAUUCCUCCCGCCGGCUUCUCCGUUUGUGCCUCUGAUGGCGGCGAGGAUUCGGCCGAGCCUCGACGAGGACGCGAUCCUCCGCGACAUCAUCUUCGAGGAACCGCUCGCCGCCGCGACGGAAGCGAGCCCAAACAACCCGAACGGCCACCCCAGCAACAACGCGAACGGGACGACGGUCACGGAGAUCGUCGAAGAGCAAUCGCCUCCGCCUCGAAGGAUGACCCCGUUAUCGGAGGACCGGGCGAGCAACACGAGGGACUUCCUGCUGAAGCGAUCCUAUUCGUUCGGCUUCGAGAGGAGCCUGGCGUCGGAGAGGCUGGUGCUGGAGCCGGUGACGGCCUCGCCGUGGAGGUACCGACGGGGGGGCGCCGGGGCGUUCUGGAGCAAGAGGCUGUCGCCGUUCGGGUCCUUGCCGAAGCCCAGGGUGUUCUCGUUCCGAUACUACAGGGGAAUGAAGUCGCCGUUCUUCAAGCGGAGAGGAGGAGUAGGAGGAGGAGUAGGAGGCGGAGGAGGCGGAGGAGGAGGAGGAGGGGGCGGCUUCUACCCGCUGUCGGAGUCGAGCGUGAGGUUCUCGGGAGGCGCCAGCGGAGGAGGAGGAGGGGGAUCGUCGCGGCGGAGCAAGUCGAUCACGAGCCCCAUGUUCGCGAGGCCGUCGGCGGCGUUCUCGUCGAGCCGGCUGAGGUGCGGCGAUCCCGAGGCGCUGCUGUCGCCGGAGCGGUUCAGCAGGAGGUAGUGGGGACGGGGGACUGGGGACUGGGGAGGAACUUCAAAUUUUAGACCGGCGACCGGAGCGGAGGUUUUCAAGCCCGGCCGACACGUGGACGGCCAGGAUGCGAUGCUGUGGGGAGUGCGGGGUGGGAGGGACGGCGGGUGAUGGACCGGGGGGAGUGCGGGGGAAGUGGGAAAUGGGGUCAACGAAGUGCUUUCAAUGGACACGACUGAGGGAGAUGAAAAUGGGGGUGUCUGCAAAAGAAUUUAAUUUUUAUAAAAUUUUAACUUAUAUUGAAUUGAAUUUUUUUUUUUUUUUUUUUGUUUUUUUGAGAAGAGAGUCGAAUUAAUGGGGAAGCAUUAAAUGGCGGGGAGGUGGAGAGGGUGGGGGACAGAGGAGGGAGGUGGGGAGGUAAUCAAUGAGGGGGAGGGCGAUUGGUGCAUUGAUUAUUACUGGGUUUUUGGUCCUUUUUGAAGACGAAAUCGAAAUAGAAAUCGAAAUCGAAAUUGAGAUUGAGAAUUGUGGUUUGUGAAGUCGCGACGAGAUGCGCAUUUUCCUUGGGGCCAAAGGGCGAAGGGCAAUUGGCGGGAGGAAUUAAAGGAGGAAACGAACGGCACAAGGUGAAGUCCUUUCUUUCCGUCUUUUGUAGAAAUUAAUGGACAGUGAGUUUACUAAAGUUCUCGCUUUUGCUUUGGCCAGCCGCCCGGCCUCGAGAUGAAUUUUGCAAAAGUUCUUUCGAGUUGGAAAAUUGUUAAGGGGUCGUGGUGUUAGAUUCCUGUCGGUAAAAAAAGGGGAGGGGAUUUGAUUGCUUCUAUGUGCUCUGUGUUGUUACGUUCUUGGAUUUAUUGUCCUUGUUGCACCUGUUGUGUUAAAACCCAUCAUCAUAAUCAUCAUCAUUAUCAGCUCAUGUGUUACACAACUCCAUCAGCUCAUAAUCAUUACGUUUGGGGGGAGAACAAAACUACUGUUGGAAUCUUUUGGGCUAGUCAAAGAUCUCAGUUCGGACAACCUUGGAAUUCCCAAACUCAUCACUCUUUCUCUCAGUUUCUUUUUUUAUUAUUAUUAUUAUUAUUAAAUUUUAUAACUAACUUGAAUUUUCCAACUAAUGAAACUUGGCGUUUGGGCUUGAUCAGCUUAUUAGUCCCGAAAAAUUCAACGCCUUUGUUUCAGUGCGACACAGCCACCCACCCCCACGUAAAAACCAACGUCCCUUUCCUGAAUCACCGGUCCACACGUUUUUUACAGAACAAAUUGAAUAUGAACAGUGGUCAAACGAGGCACUUUGGAAAAUGACAUCAAAAGAGCAACACGAGUCGGCAACCACCACGGUGGGAUCGGGCGGACUAAAAAAAAUUCAAUCUACAGUAUGUCGAGCACCAGUGCGUACGCCGGGUAGACGAACAAGAUGAUCAGCCCGACGGUGUUGGAGAUGCCGUUGGCUUUCGUGAACGCGUUGCGGAACCCGCCAGCAGCCCGGAUGUGCUCCUGCAGCAAGUAACACGCGAUGGCAAGGCAGAUCACCACCCCAAUCCAGUCCCCCUUUACGGUGCUGGCGAACAGGCUCGGGGCCACCACUAUCAGGAGAAUCAGAGCGCCGGGCAUCUCCAGCCAAUCUGUCAAAACGGAUGAUUGAAGGAUCGAUGGCUCGAAGCCUAUACAUACCUGGGAAGUGCCGGGGAAA
Messenger RNA from Eucalyptus grandis, 3150 nucleotides. RefSeq names its product RING-H2 finger protein ATL65. Gene Ontology annotation, biological process: protein ubiquitination. NCBI's taxonomy places the organism in Eukaryota, Viridiplantae, Streptophyta, Magnoliopsida, Myrtales, Myrtaceae. The transcript is spliced from 2 exons. Gene Ontology annotation, molecular function: transferase activity. The coding region runs from base 150 to 1493 and encodes 447 amino acids. The record is from RefSeq and is a predicted model, not a curated record.